AUGCCAAAGCCGUCAGAUCCAAGUGACAGUCUUCCCGAUUUUCAAGAGCUAUCAAAACUUCCCGAUGAAGUACUAACCACCAUUUUUGAACUCCUUCCUCCGGAAUAUGUCCAAGAGUUUCUCUUGUUUCUACCAGCCACAAGAUCGUUCGUGGAGUCUGAAUACUUCUCAGAGGUUCACUUUAUAGUGUCACCCACCAGAAGGCCCUACGUUACUUCUUUGACGCAACUGAAGCUCCAGUAUUGUGCAUUCAAAAGCUUUUUUGACAUAACCCAAUUUCUUGACUGCAAUGAAGAUUUUAUACCUAAAAAAUUACUUCUUGUCAGUGGAGGUGAUUUUCAGUCAUUGACCACAUUGUUGAGAUUUUACAGAAAAUGGAUAACUAGAGUUCCAAUCCUUGAUUUCACCAUUGAUACCCAUAGCUUAACUACUGAUGACUUCAGUUUGCUACUCUCGUUCCCAAACCUCAAACGCAUCCAUUUUUCAGGUGUUGAGAUGGAUUGGACCACUAAGUUUCUCCGAAAACUGCCUGAAUUCCGGUCUCAUCCUGGUCUAGAAAAUGUUAUUUUUUUGGGACAUGGCAUAUACUCGUGGAAAGAUAUAGACUUCCCUCCAAAUGUUCGUCAUCUUGAUCUAUCCUGGACUAAAACUGAUGUGUUAAGUAUUAAUUUAUCAGAUAAAAUAUCUGAACUCUACCUUAAUAACGCCGGGGUCAGUCUGGAGAAUUUGUCUAGUAUUAGAUUUCCUCCGAACUUGAAAACUCUUAUGAUGACAUACAACAAGUUGGAAACAUUUAAUCUAGAUGUUCUUCCAGAAUCGCUAGAGACAAUUGACCUAUCGUUCAAUGGAAUUCAGUGGUUUGAGGGUUCAAAAUGGCCUGCUGGUUUAAAGUCCAUUUUCUUGGCCAGCAACCAUCUUGGAGAUGAUGAGAUGAAACAGUUGACGCUGGUACCGUGGCCCCAAAACCUCGAACGAUUAUCAGUCGAAGCCAACAUAUUUACAGACUUAAGAAAUUUGGGCAACCUACCCAGUUUAAACUGGCUUGAUGUGGGAAUGUGUGAAAUACGAGGAUUUGAGGGCUUUGAGUUUCCUUCCAGUUUAAGGUACUUGAGAAUGGGUAGUUGCGAAAGGAUAGCAUGGCCCACAGGACCACCCGGGCAAAGUCAACAACCCGACCCUACUUCAAACUAUCCCGAUAGAAAUCGAAUGGUUUUUCCUCCAUCACUUCUCGAGCUUGAUUUAAUGUCAUGCAAAAUACCAUCACUUCAUUAUUUCUCAUUCCCCAAAUCCUUGACAAAAUUGGCCCUUUCAGGUAACAGAAUCACCAGUCUCGCUCUGUACGAAGACGAGAAGCACAGAUGGUCAAUUCUCGAGAACCUCGUGGAGCUCGAUUUGUUCAAAAACCGUAUUACGUCCCUUGACCACUGGAGACCACCCGCUUCGUUGAAAUCCCUUGACUUAAGCGACAACAAACUCACAAAGAUAUCUGGACUGCCAUUAUUUGACGUCAGCUACAAUAGCCACACCACCAAGCUCCACACCAUCAAUGUCUCAGAAAAUAGCAUUACCGACAUUAAUGGCAUACAUCUCCCUGAGAAUUUGGCAAGGUUGAAAUUGCGGGAUAAUUUGCUCGAAACCGUCAGUAUCUCGCCAAGCAUCGCUAAUCAUCAGGUUUUGCGGGAGUUGGACCUCAGUCAGAACAGGAUCCGCAGCCUCCAGUUUACUGGAAAAGGCACAGGGAAGAUACAAGAGGUGGAUCUUAGCGGGAAUUUGCUCCUCAAAGGGGGUGAAGGCGGAGCUCUUGGGGUACGAGAAAAAAUGGGACAGUUCUACGACGAUUUCGAAGCCGGGUUUGGCGUCAGGGUCAGUGCCAGGAAGUUCAAUGUCAACAGUGUCCACAGGGUGGUUUCAUCGUGA
Molecule: messenger RNA, 1917 nt
Organism: Suhomyces tanzawaensis NRRL Y-17324
Lineage: Eukaryota; Fungi; Ascomycota; Pichiomycetes; Serinales; Debaryomycetaceae
Product: leucine-rich repeat domain-containing protein
Exons: 1
Coding region: 1-1917 (638 amino acids)
Molecular function (GO): protein binding
Source: RefSeq, a predicted model, not a curated record